AAGUCCAAUCUAGAAAGAAUACGCAUGGAUAACCAAAAAUACAAUUAACUAGUGAAAGAGGAAGGGUUUGAAAGAUGAUUUAUUCAGAUCUCUCCUCAUGCUCAUUAAGAAGGCAAAUGAACAAGCUAUUCCAUUAAUAAAUUAGGUUCGUGUGUCUUCUUCUUUGCACCAAAAAGUUUAUAUUUAAUCAUAUUUUGAUGUGUGUUAAAAAAAAAAUCAUAUUUUUAUGUAUCCAUGCCACUUCAUCUGAAUUUGAUUUGAAAAUCAAAUUCAUUCCAAGAAAUCACUUUUUAUUCUUAUUAAUCUCUUUCGUUAACCUCCAUUUACGUAUUUUAUAAGAAAGUCUACUAGUUUCAAAACCAAAUCUUGAAUAUCAUAUACAGACCUUAAAGGUUAAAUUCUAUUAACAGUAUUAACAAGAACCAACAAUUGACUAGUUAAAAUCUGUAUACCCAAAAAUCCUUAAAAAAAUCGUGGCUUUUACCUAAAUAUAAGGAUAUUUUUCAUUAGCAAAAUCUCAAAAAUGUAAUUAUAAUAGUGUUGCUUUUUAGGUGCUUCUAUAUAACAUAUCAGUUACAUGUGGCAAACGGCUACUGGUUGGGACUUAUGAGUUUUCGUUAUUAGACGUUACUGAAAGCUUUAAAAGUUACACGUGUACAUAAAUGAUUGGUUCUACUACGUGGAGCCUAUAUUAAAGCGAAAUGACUAGAAGAGAGAGAUUGUCAGCCACAAAAAAAAAAGAGAGAACUUCGUUGAGCUAAACCCUAGCCCCGAGCCUCCGAGAAGAAAAGGGGAUUUAGUUACGUAUCUUCUUAGGGUUUUGCACCAGUACUCGAUCAUGGAUUAUUCUGAUGAUGAUGGCAUGCUCGAUAAUGAAUCAGGUGAAGAUAAUUUAUACAGUGACGAUGCAGCCGACAGUAAUCCUCUAUUUGCCGAGGAAGAUAUGGACAAGGAUUGCACAUCUCAGCUAAGUUACGUAGUUCUUAACGAAGAAGACAUUCACAAGCAUCAAAGGACCGAUAUUGUAACGACCCAAUUCCCAGCCCAAUCACUUUGGCCCGUCAGAGCCCGUUAGUGUUGCAGGAAACCCUUGAGAUUGAGCCGUCACUCACAUCUGAGAUCGUACCGCCGCCACCACCACGCCCAGAGCCGAGAUCGACCAGUUCACCGCCGAUCCCAGCCGAAGACCACCAUCGUGAUCGUGACGUCGAGACGAGUCCGGAGCAGGAAGAUCAGCCGGAGAUUCGCCCAGACGCGCCGUCACGCGCAUCUUUUGUGUCGCGGCGUUCCGCGCGUGUAUCCCACGCGCCACCGCAACCCGCCGUCGUCCAUCGCCGCCGUUGAUUCCGAUUUGGAGUCUGUUUGAGCAGUUGGAGUUCAUAGCUACUACUUUUCCACGUUGCUAAGAUGCCGCCAAAAAAAGGAACUAAGCGUACUCGCACAGUUAGGGUCAGAGCUGAUGCUCGUGAAGUUGUGGAUGAGCAGGGUGCUGCAGGAGAUGUUCAGGGGAAUGGUGUUCAGGCAGAGGGUGUGCAGCCUGUAGUCCCACCGUUUGAUCAGGCUGCGCUCAUGCAGAUGGUUCAGCAGGCAGCUACCCAGGCUGCCCAGGUUGCUAUUCAGCAGGUUACGCAGGAAGCUGCUCGUGUAGCUGCACAAGAAGCUGCCCGUGUAGCUGCACAGGAGGUUGCCCGUCAGUUGGCUGCUGGUCAGCAGAUUCCAGCUCAGCAGAUUCCACCGCAGCAGAUUCCAGCUCAGCAGAUUCCACCGCAGCAGAUUCCACCUCCGCAGAUUCCACCACAGCAGAUUCCACCGCAGCAGAUUCCACCUCAGGUUCCUGUGCAGGGGGUUCCAGAACAGCAGCUUCCUCAGGGUUUACAGCAGCCACCACUACCACCACCUCCACCUUUACCGGUUUACCGGGUAUAUGAUGAGAGAUUUUACAGACUCACGACUCAGAUGCGGAACAUGGACAUGGAGCAUUUUGGGGGAACAGUGGAUGCUACAGUUGCUUAUGAUUGGAAGCUUGGUCUGCAACGAAAAUUGGAGAUUAUUGAGUGUCCACCAGAGGUUUCUCUUAGGUUGGCUAUGCAGUACCUACGUGGAGAUGCACUUGUGUGGUGGGAGGGAGUACGAUUGGGCCAUCGUGGGCCUGAUCCGCUUACCUUUACAGAUUUUAUCCGGGAGUUCGAUAGGAAGUACUUUCCAAAAGAAGCUAUGGAUAAGAAGAAGAGUGACUUCGAGCAUGUGAGCCAGAGUGGCAUGACAAUCAGGGAGUAUGAGGUUGAGUUCAACCGACUUCGCAGGUUUGCAGGAGGUGGUAUUACUGAGGAAGACCUGAUUAGGAAGUUUUUGAGUGGGAUGCGAGUCGACAUUCGCAACAGAUGUCGUGUCGUCACUUACCAGAGAUUGGAAGAUUUGGUGGAGAAAGCUGCUGAGCAGGAAGCAGGUUUGGCAGAGGAGCAGAAGUUCCUCAAAUCAUCUCAAACUAAGUCUGGAAAGACUGAUGAGACUCAGAAGAGGACCAGGGACCAGUCAGAAGCACCGUAUUGUGCUCGAUGUCGUCGUCACCACGGCGGAGAGUGUCUCAAGUGUUUUACUUGCGGAAGGUGGGGACAUUUGUCAACGCAUUGUCGGAUGAAACCAGCAGAUGCGACUUCGGCCAGUCAGAUCGCAACACCUACAGCGGCAAUCAGGAUUUGUUACAGUUGUUAUGAGCCCGGUCAUAUUGCUAGAGAUUGCCCAAAGAAGGGGCAACCAACGCUUCCACCAGCUAAGCGUCAAGCCGUCGCUCCACGUGUGUAUGCCCUAGGAGAGGCCAAUGGAGCUGAGCCGACAGCCGUUACGUAUCUUUGCCCCACUCGUUUCUCUUGAGAGCUAUUGUGGUUGUGAUUACUAUGUAUAGUUAAAAAAAAAUUAUGUGUAGGAUCGGUUUC
Messenger RNA from Brassica rapa (field mustard), 2933 nucleotides. RefSeq lists its product as uncharacterized. The record is from RefSeq and is a predicted model, not a curated record. Gene Ontology annotation, molecular function: nucleic acid binding; zinc ion binding. Lineage: Eukaryota; Viridiplantae; Streptophyta; Magnoliopsida; Brassicales; Brassicaceae.